AUGAGAUUGCUCUGCAUAACUCUUGUGUUGCUUUUGUGUUCCGCACUUUGUGAGGAAGAAAGAAUUGAAGGUGGACCCUAUCCUGGACCUGUAGGAGCGGAAUCUGAAGCCGACAGCAGUUCUAGUCCCGCUGAAAAAAAAUCAGAGAUUGGCGAUUCUCAUAGUCCUGAAGGAAAACAAACAGGGGAUGCCGACUCUAUACCCGUGAAAAAAGACAGUAGAGAUGCAUCCGAUCCCAACACUCUAGAAAAACCUAAAAAAGGUGAAUCUGGAGAAAGUUCCAAACCCAAAUCUGACCAGAAGAAAGAUGAUAAUGUAUGCAAGCUCGUUGACAAGAACGGGAGGAAAUCCAAGAAAGGGCCAAGAGGUCCCACACCUGAAGAUAUAGCGUUCACCGAUUACCUGAAGAUAGAAUAUGCGACUUAUUUUCGCGAAGUGCAAAGGGCAGUGAAUGUAGAUGAGCUCCUCAUUGAGUAUGCUGAGUUAAGCGCCUGCGGAGGUUCCGUAAGAAAAGGUGUCGAAAAGACGGAUGUCUACCUUAAACUUAGCUACUUCGCCAAUUCUCCAAUAAAACGCUGCGAGCUGGCCCAGGAGAUGUUCAACUUCAGCAAAGUAGAAGCACGACAGGUAGGAAUCAUUCGUUUGGUAUGUGUCAAAAAAGAAUUCUAG
Cylicocyclus nassatus is the source of this 669-nucleotide messenger RNA. Lineage: Eukaryota; Metazoa; Nematoda; Chromadorea; Rhabditida; Strongylidae. The record is from the annotation of a GenBank genome assembly.